Molecule: messenger RNA, 1637 nt
Organism: Pimephales promelas (fathead minnow)
Lineage: Eukaryota; Metazoa; Chordata; Actinopteri; Cypriniformes; Leuciscidae
Cellular component (GO): membrane; cell-cell junction
Source: RefSeq, a predicted model, not a curated record
CACUGGUGGUUAUGCAAAUGAACAGGAAGAGUUUAUAAUUAAUUUGUGAGUGCAAACCCUCGUUCAUCUCUCAUCCUGUUCAAGACAUUUACUACAGCAGAGCUGGCAGGUGCAAAAACAGGAAGCCUCAUUUCAGUCUUCAAAGUCGACCUGACAGCAAUGAAACUCUUUCUGCUGUGUAUUUUUGGCUUCAGUUUAGCUAAAUGCCACGAGAAUCGAUAUGGAUUGAAAGGGAAAUCGAUCCGUCUGAGCAUCAGUCGUGGAAACCAUUCACAAGUUGUAUGGAGACGAAUCGGCAGGAAAGGGUUGAUUUCACGCUCAGAAAAAGUUGCACCUGUUUUCAGGGAAAAAAUAAGUUUAAACCCCUCAGAUUGGUCUUUGACCGUACACAACCUUCAGGAAAACGACACUGGACUGUACGAGGCCUUUACGGAGUGGGAGGAUAAAGCUCUGGCUGAGUUCAAUCUUACAGUGGAGAACACUCUCUCAGAGCCUGAAAUCGAAGUGAGUGCCCAUGAUGUAAAUUCGUCUGCCGGAGUGUGUCGGGCCGCGGUGAACUGCUCCGUCGAUGGCAGCUGGGCCUCGUACGACUGCGACCAGGGUGUGUGUGUGAGGACACAGGCGUCUCAAUCCUCCAUCAACAUCUCCGUCACCGAUCUGAAUCACAGCUUCUGGUGCCGCGUCAACAACCACGUCAGCAAGAAUCUUUCGCAGGCUCCCAACAUUAAGUGCCAUGAAAAACUGCAAAGUGAUUUGCUUCCUCCUCCAGACCUCAUCUCUUGGAUCGCCGCCACCGCUGGCGUCGUUGUUGUGUUGGGAUUGUUUAUGUGUUUGAUUGUAGUAGUUGUCAAGAAAAGAAAAACCUCAAAAGUUCACCCGCAGUCCAGUCAUGCUGUGACAGGUCGUGACAUGAACACAGUGAUUGAACAGCAUCAUGAAACGGUCUACAGCGCAGUGGAAAAGCCAGGCGCAUCCCAGAAUCCUCCAGGAAACAACAGUGAAACAACCAUCUAUGACACUCCAUCACGACAUCCCAGGGUCUGUCAAGUAAACAGUGUGACGGUAAUGAUAGAGAACCAGGAGCAACAGCCGUCUGGACACGACAGAACUGUUAAAGUAAGAGCUACAGUACACAAGGCAGAAGAACCCGAUUCAGAACAAAUCAACACUGUAUACUGCAAACUAGGAGAGAUAUGACACGCACGGAUACUGUACACGUCAGAGACGCCGCCGCAAUGGAGACUUUAACCACAGAAAAAGGAAAAACUGUGAAUUUUGUGUUUUUAAUACUGAAUAUGCAAUAAUACACUGUAUUCUACCUGCUAAUUUUAUUGAACCAGUAUGCAUUACACUCUUAAAAAUAAAGUUUCCAGUAGGGGGGGUUUGUAGCGAUUCAAUUCAUGAUUUCCAGUCACGUGACAGGGCAACACAUCCAGAAUAUGAAUGCAAUGUGUUAAAUGGUAUUUUCUGUAAAAUGGGUUUCUUUGGAUAUAUGCUCAAAAAGAAACGUGUUGUGUUGUGUUAAUAUUCUGGGUUUAUAUUCAUACUAUAAGACCUUAUGUAGCCCCGCCCCUUUUCAACGUUGCGCUCGUUGUCUUUUGACAUUUUGACAGCGAUCUUGCGUAGGUAAGAAUGAA